This is a messenger RNA of Amorphotheca resinae ATCC 22711, 1072 nucleotides long. RefSeq names its product glycoside hydrolase family 16 protein. Gene Ontology annotation, biological process: carbohydrate metabolic process. Lineage: Eukaryota; Fungi; Ascomycota; Leotiomycetes; Helotiales; Amorphothecaceae. Gene Ontology annotation, molecular function: hydrolase activity, hydrolyzing O-glycosyl compounds. The record is from RefSeq and is a predicted model, not a curated record. The coding region runs from base 94 to 945 and encodes 283 amino acids. The transcript is spliced from 2 exons.
AACCACCUACCUGGACAAACAUACUCAUAAAUUUUUGCUCCCCCGAAUUUUUGCUCCCCCGAAAGACCACUCGCAACUAAUUCCCAGAUCAAAAUGUCGGGUUUCUUCAAGAAGCUCAACACCCUAAAGGCCUCGCUCGAAAGCCACCUCGACGGGCCAUCCCGCCAACCCUCUCCCGCCUACUGGAUCGCGAGCUUCAGCCCCAACCACCCCGUCACCGAGAUAUUCAGGCGCGAAACGGGAGACCAUGGCUGGGGCAACGCUGAGCUUGAGAACUACACCGACUCCGACCGUAACUCGUUCUUCCGGCCGACCGGGAAUGGCGGUCACAGUCUUGUGCUCAAGGCAAUUGCAGAGGGGGACUCGCUCACCAGCGCGAGGCUGACGAGUUAUGUGACGCUAGGCCGCGAUCGAGGAUACCUUUCUGCGCGGAUCACUGCUCCCUCAGCUCGAGGUAUAUGGCCGGCAUUCUGGCUGCUGCCCAGCGAGCCGUUUAGCUGGCCCACGGAUGGCGAAGUUGACAUCAUGGAGUCAUGGAAUGGCGAUCGUGUGAAUCAUUCCUGUUUGCACUGGGGCCACUACAACGGCGAGGACCAUGACAAGCACCGGGUGGUGGACACGCAGAACCACGACGUGGCACGGCCGGAGGGGCACGACUAUGGUUUUGCCUGGGACCAGGCGCCGGACGGGCAGGGGAGGCUGCUCUGGUAUAUUGAUGGGCGGCCGGUCAUGAAGGCCGCCAUCCCGCAGGGUAUCCGCCGCAUUGCGGAUUUCCAGGUCAAGCUCAACAUCGCGAUGGGUGGUAAUGUCAUGCAGGGGCAGCGCCCGGAUAAUGGCGAGUAUGAGAUGGUGGUUCAUAAUAUGGGACUCUUCGACAGUCCACCUGGCGGCUGGGACGCGGUGGAGCGCGACUGGAGGAAUACUCCUGAAGGCCAUGGCUAUUAAGCGAAUGACGAUAAGUGCUGCAUGGAUCUACUGUCUAUAUAUUUGAUGAUCUAUCUUCCUGUAUGAGAUGUUUUGCAACAUCAAUAUCCUGGCAGGUGCAAACAAAUCCGGUAUGGUGUAUACACAG